AUGGCUCUCGCACCAAGCUCGCCGCGGCUUCCCAGCCCUCCCCCGCCCGCUGAGAUCCAGAUGGCGCCCAACUCACCCUCGGGCGGCCCAGCCGCAAGCCUCCACUCAACGCCGUUGGAACAGUCCCUGCUCGAUGCCAGCUCUAAGCGGCGCAUACACCCAGGCACAAAAGCGGCCGAUAUGGCUGCUGGCCCGCCCUUGAUACCUCUACAAGAACUCGACUCUGCAUUUCAGCUUCAAGAACACCUGGCCGCGUUGCACUAUCACCACACUGCAGAAGGAACCAAGCCGAUCAACCGCGAAACUGCCCUCCAACUCGCCCAGCCCCCACAAGGGAUUGACAAGACACUCUGGCUCUACGAACUCUGCCGAUUUCUCAUAUCCCAGUGUAACUCCCUAAUCAUCGGCUUCCUCUUUGACGCCCCUCCAUGCAGCGCCCACACCUGCCCUGAGAUGCGAGCCUCCGAGUGGCAAUUCCUCUGCGCCGUCCACGAGCAGCCCAAGAGCUGCUGCGCAAUCGACUACUGCUGCCACACCCUGGACUGGGCCGCCAACGUCGUGACAGACCAGAAGCUCUUCCCGAGCCGCUUCGUCGUCCUCAGCGACGCGCACAGCAAGAACGUCGGCGUCAAGAACCUCGUCAACGUCUUCAGGAGGCUCCACCGCAUCUUCGCCCACGCCUGGUUCCAGCACCGCAGCGUCUUCUGGUCGGUGGAGGGCGAGACGGGGCUGUACGUCUUCUUCAAGACGGUCUGCGACCUCUACGACCUGCUCCCCGCGGAGAACUACAAGCUGCCGCCCGAAGCCGAGGGCCUGGAGACGCCCCCCAGCGAGCCCGAGCCGGAGAAGAUGGUCCAGCACAUCCUCAAGCCCACGGCCCAGCCGCGGGGCAACGGGGCUGACGAGGACAGCUCCCACCACGCCGGGCGCACGAACACCCGACGGCAUAUUAGAAGUAGCCCGUCUACGGGGAGCGCGGUGACCACCGUCAUCGAGGCCGACGAGGAGGAGACGGACAAGAUGGCACGCAAAGCGAAGGACCUCCACAUCUUAGCCCCUGAGACUGUGGCCGAGGAGCCGGAAGUUGCCGAGGUUCCCGUCAUGGUCGAGCAUUCAGUAAUCGAAAAGCCCGUGGUGGAAAUUACCCCCGAUGAGUCGGAUUCCGACGACGUGUCUGACGCUGAUCAGACAGUUGUUGAAGAUGAUGGAGAAGAGGACGACGAAGACGAGGAGGAGGAGAAGCCCAAAGCUAAGGAAGAAGAAUCGUCAACAACUGACGAUGAAGAAGAGAGUCUGGCAAAGGAGAAGAAGAGCGACGAAAACAACACCGACACUGAUGAGAGCUCCGACGAAGAUGAGAAGAGCGGGGCAACAGACGAGACUUCCGCUUCUGCCAACGCCAAAACAGAAGCAGCUGCAAAAGAGUCGACAAAUAAGAAAAGUCUAGAUGAGGAUGAAGGGGGCGAUACGAAAGAAACUGCGGGUACAGAGGACAACUAA
This is a messenger RNA of Clonostachys byssicola, 1500 nucleotides long. The record is from the annotation of a GenBank genome assembly. Lineage: Eukaryota; Fungi; Ascomycota; Sordariomycetes; Hypocreales; Bionectriaceae.